Glarea lozoyensis ATCC 20868 is the source of this 1749-nucleotide messenger RNA. Its product is annotated as MFS general substrate transporter. The record is from RefSeq and is a predicted model, not a curated record. Gene Ontology annotation, biological process: phosphate ion transport; transmembrane transport. The transcript has 4 exons. The coding region runs from base 1 to 1749 and encodes 582 amino acids. Gene Ontology annotation, molecular function: phosphate transmembrane transporter activity. Gene Ontology annotation, cellular component: membrane. NCBI's taxonomy places the organism in Eukaryota, Fungi, Ascomycota, Leotiomycetes, Helotiales, Helotiaceae.
AUGGCUACCGCUGCCGCAAACAAGACCGCUGGUGGUAACGCCGCGUUCCACAACUUCCAUAACGACUUUGCCCAUAUCCAGGAUCCAAAUGAGAGACGACGACUUGCUCUUGCUGAGAUUGACAAAGCUCCGUUCGGAUGGUACCACGUGCGAGCCUGCGUUGUUGCAGGUAUUGGUUUCUUCACUGAUUCCUACGAUAUCUUUGCUAUCAACUUGGUGACUGCCAUGUUGGGUAUAGCUUUCUUCCAGAACAAAGUAUCAAAAGGCACGAUUCCUGUAAACUCAGAUACCGCUAUCAAAGUCGCAACCUCUGGUGGAACUGUUCUUGGCCAACUUGGUUUCGGUUAUCUUGCUGAUGUGGUUGGCCGUAAGAAGAUGUACGGAUUGGAGUUGAUCAUUAUUAUUUUUGCCACCCUGGCCCAGGCACUCUCCUCACCAUCUCAUGCUGUCUCGAUCACCGGUUUGCUAAUUUUCUGGCGUGUGCUUAUGGGUAUUGGAAUUGGUGGUGACUACCCAUUAUCUUCCAUCAUCACAUCCGAGUUUGCUACCACCAAAUGGAGAGGCGCGAUGAUGAAUGCAGUCUUCGCCAUGCAAGGUAUUGGUCAAUUCGUCGCCGCCAUCAUGGCCUUGAUCGUUACCGCGGGGUUCAAAGAGUCCCUCAUCACCGGCUCCAAGGCUUCCACCUGUACUGGUGUCUGCCAACUCGCCGUCGACAAGAUGUGGCGUAUCAUCGUCGGAUUUGGUGCAGUUCCCGGUUGUAUCGCCCUCUACUACCGUCUUACCAUCCCGGAAACUCCACGUUACACUUUCGAUGUAGCUCGCGAUGUCGAGACUGCCGCCGCAGACGCCAAUGCCUACAUGCACGGCAAAGCCUCCGGCAAUCCAGAUGAGAUCACUCGGGUAACUGCAAUGCAGCAACAAUCUCAGAACCUCCAAAUCCCAAAGGCCUCCAUGCGCGACUUCCUCCACCACUAUGGGCAAUGGAAACACGGAAAGGUCCUCCUCGGCACAGCUGGUUCUUGGUUUUUCCUUGAUGUGGCAUAUUACGGUCUCGGUCUAAACAACUCCAUCAUUCUCACCGCAAUUGGUUACUCUGGCGGAAACAACAUGUACGAAGUUUUCUACAAGAAUGCUGUUGGAAACUUGAUUCUCGUCUGUGCCGGUGCCAUUCCUGGAUACUGGGUCUCGGUCGCUACCAUCGACACACUCGGUCGUAAACCAAUUCAGAUCAUGGGCUUCACCAUGCUUACCAUCCUCUUUGUCGUCAUCGGUUUCGCAUACCAUAAAUUAUCCGGUAAUGCGCUCCUCGGACUCUACGUCGUCGCCCAGUUCUUCUUCAACUUCGGUCCUAAUUCCACAACCUUCAUCGUACCGGGAGAAUGCUUCCCAACCCGUUACCGCUCCACCUCCCACGGUUUCUCCGCCGCAUCCGGAAAGGUUGGUGCCAUCAUCGCGCAAGUCGUUUUCGGGCCUCUUCGAACGAAGGGUGCGGUACCCGGUGCCAAGGGUAGAGAUAGUACCCCUUGGUUGAACCACAUCAUGGAGAUCUUUGCUCUUUUCAUGUUAUGUGGUCUUCUUACCUCAUUCUUGAUUCCUGAGACAAAGAGGAAGACGCUUGAGGAGUUGGCUGGCGAGGUUCCUGGAACUGACAACUACGAUCCUGGACUCGGUGCUGUGACGCAAAAACAUUCUAAUGAGGGAUCGGAAACGACACCGGCUCAAGUUGCGAAUACUGAGAAGGUUGUUUGA